Striga asiatica is the source of this 1127-nucleotide messenger RNA. Lineage: Eukaryota; Viridiplantae; Streptophyta; Magnoliopsida; Lamiales; Orobanchaceae. The record is from the annotation of a GenBank genome assembly.
AGAUAAUAAAAGAGUGGUCGCGUAGAAUAAAGAAAAUGGAAGGAGUCAAUUGCCAAUAGGAAAUAUUGCUCCAGGCUGCUUUUGCGACACGAAAACGUGCUCUUUUUACUUACUAUCCUCUUCAAAAGUUUUAACCCCAAUUUUUAGGGUUUUUCUAGCUCUCGAUUCGCUGCAGUUUAAGCUUUUGCUCGAUCGCCCCUUUUACACCGCAAGCACCAUGGACGUCACCUCAGGCGAUCUCGACGCUCCGCAUUCUAUGGGUACCACCAUCAUCGGCGUCACUUACAACGGCGGCGUCGUCCUCGGCGCGGACUCACGCACUAGCACCGGGAUGUAUGUCGCCAAUAGAGCAUCCGAUAAGAUUACCCAGUUGACAGAUAAUGUCUAUGUCUGCCGAUCUGGCUCGGCAGCGGAUUCGCAGAUUGUAUCAGAUUAUGUGCGCUACUACCUUCAUCAGCACACGAUACAACUUGGGCAGCCUGCUACUGUGAAGGUUGCUGCAAACCUUGUCAGAUUGUUGGCAUACAAUAACAAGAAUAACCUCCAAACUGGCCUGAUCAUUGGUGGAUGGGAUAAGUAUGAAGGGGGUAAAAUCUAUGGAGUACCAUUAGGAGGAACAGUUUUAGAGCUGCCUUUCACCAUUGGAGGGUCUGGCUCGUCUUAUCUAUAUGGUUUCUUUGAUCAAGAGUGGAGGGAAGGGAUGACUCGAGAAGAAGCUGAGCAAUUAGUUGUGAAGGCAGUCUCUCUUGCCAUUGCUCGUGAUGGUGCCAGUGGUGGUGUUAUCCGGACUGUGACUAUUAACGAACAUGGAGCUAAUAGAAAGUUCUACCCAGGCGACAGCCAUCCUCUGUGGCACGAAGAACUUGCUCCCCAGGAUUCUUUGUUGGAUUCUACGCCGGCUGCCAGUCCUAUGAUCAGCUAAAUGAAAGUUGUUUUCGAACAUUUAUUUGCACCUAUAGUUAGUCUACUAUCAUUUGGUGCUGUUGAGCAUCUGUUUACUAUGCUGAGUAAUCAUUUGGUACUUUCUUAAUUUUAUUGUUCUUGUAUGAACUACUGCUUUUCUGUUAUUGAAACUUGCAUUUGUGACCAUGCUUUCUCAGCAAACACGACCAUUUUUUUCCCCUUAA